UUGGUUUAUUAAGAAACAUUUUUAUUCUUUUGCGCCAUUUCAUUUAGACAAUCAUUAUUUCUCAUUUGACUCAUUUUUAGCAAUUUUAUUUCUUGUUCUUCACACAUUAAUAUUUGCGUCCAAUAGUUAUACAGUUUUUGAAGAUCGAAUUAGUGUGGGAUUAUUGCAAACAUUUGGAAUAUAUAUGUUUAUCAAGGCAUUUAGUACUAAAUAUAAACGAUCUCGGAUGAAACUUUUAAUAUUUACAUUUAUAUCUUUAGUUGCAAUACGUAUAGCCGCAUAUUCAACUAUAUGUCGUGAAGAACAAAUGCCAUAUUGCGUGAUGACAUUUUAUGCAUCAUCAGCAAAUUCAUUAUCUUCGCCAGUAGUAUUAUUAUUUUUAGUAGCUUUUUCUUUAUUAAUACCUUUUAUAAUACGUAAAAUAAUUUUUACAAAGGAUUUUGAUAGAAUUGCUCCAAUUUGGAUAAUUUGGAUUGAUUGGGCUUUAAGGGCUGGAUUGAUAUUAUCAGCAAUAUAUUGGAUCAUGGAUAACAGAAUAACAAGUCCUUCUGAGGAUACGUUGUAUAGCUCAAAUUUGAUAACUGAUCAAGGAUUUAAAUGGGCCAAAAAUUUUUUAGUUAGAAUGGCUUUUGGAAUAGUAAUCUUUGGGAAUAUUAUAUGGUGGAAAAAUCCUUUGUGCAUAGAUAAUCCAAGGGAAUCAUCUAAUGACGUGGAAGAUUUAGAAAAUAUAUAUGGACCCUCUUAUUUUAUUUUCCUAACAAUAGUUUAUUUAUUGUUAGUUAUCACUCAAAAACCCAUGGGUGGAUUGAUGCUUUCCGUUGCCUUAUAUCAAAUAAUGUCAUUAUUAAAAAUUUUUGACAUAAAAAGAGAUGCCUCUCAGGAAAAGGAUACAUCAUUUCUUGAAACUAUAAUAUUUUCAUUAUGUGGAACAUUAUUUUUCUUUUCUACUGGACAUCAAGCUACUAUUUCAUCCAUUCAAUGGUCAGUAGGAUUUAUUGGAAUAGAUGAAGCAAAUUUUACAAUAACGCCAAUAUUAAUUACACUUAAUACAUUAUCAUCACAAAUUUUAUUUACAUGCGCAAUACCUUUGCUUGCAUUCUGGAAUAGAUCAUCUAAUAAUUUAAUUUAUUAUUCACUUACAAGAACCAUAAUUUAUUAUAAUUUAUAUAAUUCUAUAAUAACAACAAGUACAGCAAUUUGGGCAGCAUGGUUUAGAAGACAUUUAAUGGUAUGGAAAAUUUUUGCGCCUAGAUUUAUGUUGGGUGGUAUUAAUUUAUUAUGUAUAGAUUUUGUUAUAUUUUUUAUUGUUGUUUCUUACGCCUGUACUAAAGUUAUAAAAAGAGGUGUUGGUAAAGUUUCUAAUACUGAAUGUGAACAAAAAUUAGAAAAAAUUAAAUAGAAAUUAAAUAAAAAAGGAUUCGUGACCGGUCCGUGACUGUGGCACGUGAAUUCCUUACAAAAUAAAUUUUUAAAUGUUCUGAGUACCCUUCAUAAAUUUUCCACCUUAAUUUAAUUAAAUUAUUAAACUUAUAAUCCAGGAUAUACGAUUAACUACAACCUUGUAUGUGUUUUCCUAUAUAUAUUUGUUCUUUUAUUUAUUUUUUGACAUCCCUUCCAUGGUUUAUCGCGGGAUUUCUCCGUGAAACAAUAAUUUAUUAAUCGAUUCAAAGAGAAAAAAAAAGAAGAAAUAGGAGAGAUCUCCGAAAUAGUGAGUGUUCGUAGAAUCAUGCAAUUAUGAUCGAGUUUUUUUC
Rhizophagus irregularis DAOM 181602=DAOM 197198 is the source of this 1751-nucleotide messenger RNA. RefSeq lists its product as uncharacterized. Gene Ontology annotation, cellular component: endoplasmic reticulum membrane. Gene Ontology annotation, biological process: GPI anchor biosynthetic process. The record is from RefSeq and is a predicted model, not a curated record. NCBI's taxonomy places the organism in Eukaryota, Fungi, Glomeromycota, Glomeromycetes, Glomerales, Glomeraceae. Gene Ontology annotation, molecular function: mannose-ethanolamine phosphotransferase activity.